AUGAUGGCAAAGAUCACUGUGCUUUUCUUUGACUUCACAAAGACGGAGCAUGGCCACUAUUGCUUUGCUGUGGCGUCCGAACGACUCAUCGCGCGUGUACGUCUCGCUGCCUGCAGCGUCAUGUUGCGUCAAGAUAUUGGCUGGUUUGACAUGCCGGAAAAUGCUUCAGGAGUAUUUCUCGCUCGUCUGUCCAGCGAUUCUACCACGCUGCUGGCACUGACUUCGGAGACACUGAAUCGACUAAUGGUGACCGUGUCGACUCUGGUGAUUGUGUUUGCAGUCUGCUUUUACUUCAGUUGGGUGUUGACUCUCAUCCUCUUAGCGGUGGCCUCUCUGGGCAUGGAGCAAGAGCUGAGCUCCAAGUACAAAGAGCUAUUGGAGGUGUCCAAGCGCACCGACACAAGAGGUGGACUUGUGUCGGGGGCGGCGCUCGGCUUUUCGCUUGGGAUGGUGCUACUCAUUGCAGCACUUCUCUUCUACGUAAGUUCGCGGUGGAUCUCACACGGCACCAUCACGUUCGAAGACAUGUUCGUGAUGCUCAUGGUCCUCUCACUCAGCUCCUUCUCCAUCGGCUCUGCAGCACAAGGAGCUACCGAUCCUAAGAGAGCGCAACAGGCAGCAGAGAACAUUUUCGAGAUCAUUGAUCGCGUCCCAGUAAUCGACGCUCUGUCGACCGACGGCAAAACGUUUUCGUCGGUCAAAGAGAGUCUGGAAUUCCGUGACGUGCAGUUUGCUUACCCUCUUCCGUGGCUUCGUGAUCGUAUAUCACUCGUGGGUCAGGAGCCUGUUCUCUUUGCCAUGACAACUGCUGAAAAUGUUGCGCUCGGCAAACUCGAUGCAACUCGAGAAGAGAGAUCAUUCAAGCUGUUCAAGACGCCAGAGCACUGGACUUUAUUCGCAACCUACCGGAGGUUUGAAACCAACCGUAUUGCGUUGGCACGUGCUAUCGUUCGAGAUCCAGACAUCCUACUGCUCGACGAAGCGACAAGUGCUCUGGACAACGAGAUCGAAAGGAUCGUGCAAUACUCUCUAAACAGGUUGCUCAAGCUCAAACAACGCACGACGCUCAUCAUCAGUACCCACGAUGAAAUGGUGCAGAAUACAGAAGGUAGAUACAGGCAACUACAAACCAACUAA
Messenger RNA from Phytophthora infestans T30-4, 1137 nucleotides. RefSeq names its product ATP-binding Cassette (ABC) Superfamily. The record is from RefSeq and is a predicted model, not a curated record. The coding region runs from base 1 to 1137 and encodes 378 amino acids. Gene Ontology annotation, cellular component: membrane. Gene Ontology annotation, biological process: transmembrane transport. Gene Ontology annotation, molecular function: ATP hydrolysis activity; ATP binding; ABC-type transporter activity. The transcript is spliced from 5 exons. NCBI's taxonomy places the organism in Eukaryota, Oomycota, Peronosporomycetes, Peronosporales, Peronosporaceae.